Molecule: messenger RNA, 13495 nt
Organism: Podarcis lilfordi (Lilford's wall lizard)
Lineage: Eukaryota; Metazoa; Chordata; Lepidosauria; Squamata; Lacertidae
Source: the annotation of a GenBank genome assembly
CGAAGAUUGACCUUGGAGGAAAGUGGCCCUCGGGCUGGAAUAGACGCUACUCCCUCUCCCCUGACCCCCGAGGGCUCCCCCGAUCCUCCUCCCACGCCGCCACGCCCUCUUCCCAAUGCACCCGAGGACUACAUUUCCCAGCGCCCUUUGCAGCCCGGUCUGGCCUCGCCCUCGUGGCGCGGCGCUCAGCUGAGAGUCUCCGGCAGGAAGUUCCGCGGCUCCUGCGCCGGGCGCUUCCCCGAGAUGCCUUUGCUGGUCAAUGGGGAGCGGGUCGACUUGUCCCAGCCCACGAGGGAGCUGAUCUACACCUUCCCGGAGCUGGAGGUGAGCUGCGAGCCGGCAGCUGAUUAUAGGGAUUAUUCAUUAAUAGAAGAAAGGGGGGCAGGGCUGAGGGUGUGAGUUGGAGGGUGCGUCCUUAGAUGCAGAUAUUUAAAAUAAAAUGAAAUGUCUUCCGUUUGCUCUGCUCCGGUGCUCUUCGGAGGCUGUGUCUCUGUGCACCGCUUACCUUGGAAAGUAGCGCCAUUGAACUCUAUGGGAGGUUUUUUAAUAGAAACAACAACGCCAGUGCAAUCAUGUGCAUGCUUACUCUGAAGUAAGCCCCAUCGAGUUCAAUGGGAAUGACUCUCAGGUAAGAGUGUGUGUGUGUGCACUUGUGCUUGUAAAGCAGCAUUGCGGGGAUAUUUAGUCCUCCAGAUGUUGAUCGCAGACUUGUAGACUUUGAAGGGACCACCAGGGUCAGCUUCCACAAUCAAGUGGCGAUUAUGGGAGUUGUAGUUCAGCAGCAUCUGGAAAGCUAUAUGUUUUUACACGGUGUUUUUACAUGGUGUAGUAGAGGAUUACAGCCUUACUUUUGAGCAAAUAUGCACUGGGACACAGGUGUUUGGAACGCAAUGCCAGGGUGCAUGGAUGCUCCCCAAAGGUGGUGUCUUCUAGCUUAAAUACAGAGCCAGUGCAGUGCAGUGGUUAGAGGGUCUGGGAGAACUGGGUUCAGUUCCCCACUGAAGCUCACUAGGCGUCCUUACCUCCCAUGGUUGUUUGUGGGGAUUAAACAAUGACGGGAAGAACCAUGUAUGUUACAUGGAGAAAAAAGUAGGAUAUAAAUACAACCAGUCAAAUAUGCUGCACAUUUAAGCGGCCUUUGUUUUGGUGUUAAUGGUGUUAAUGACUUGAGAGCUUGUGACUUUUAAUUUAUUUUGAAUGUCCUGAUGUAAGGUAACUCUCAACUUCUAUUUUGCAUGGGCUGCUUUCAGGCUUUUCUCCAUCAGCCUGCCCUUUUUUUUUAAAAAAAAAAUGCAACCAAAUUUCCCCACCCCUGCUCUUUUUGCAGAUGUUCUUUACAUGCCCUUCUUGUGUCUUCCUCAAACCUUCGCUGAUUUUCUCCCCUGCUCCCUGAAAUACUUGAGAAACAGGUUUUUUCCUAUGUACUUAAUGGGGGCCGCCCACCUUUUGGGGGCCAGACUGGAAUUUUGGAAUGUCUUUUAUAUCUCGCUUACUUGUCACUUUCAUAUUCCUCCAAAGCGCUCAAGAUGGCAUUCAUGGUUUUAUCCUCACAGCAGCCAUAUGAGGUAGGUUAGACUUGAGAUGCAGUGACUGGCCCCAGGUCACCUAGAGAGCGCCAUGGCUGAGUGGGGAUUCAAAUCUUGGUAUCCCAGGUUCCAGUCUGAUGUUCCAACCACUAAACCACAAAAUGGCUACUGUAUGUGUGCGUUUGUGAAAGAGGAGAGAGAUCACAAAAUGGCUGCCACAUCUAAAAUACGGUGUGGGCUUGUUUUCCCUGUCAGUGGGGGAGAAUGCACCCACAUCAGCCAACCUCUUACAGAGAGCAUUUUGUACCUCUGCUCCAUUUGGAAUGGAAGAGGAUGUUCAAUGUUGGUUCAAUUCAUGAUUGGGAAGGUUCCCAAUGUGGGAGAGGCCAAGCUAGGGCAAACAGGAACUGGGCAGGAAAACCAAAGGUCUCUUGUGAACUGUGGAUUUUUUUGAGGGGAUAUUGACUGAGAUCUUUCUUGGCCACCAUAAGAGGUACUGGUGGCAACAUUGGCACCUGCAGGCAGCAUGUCUGUGACCCCUGUUUUGGAAUUUAUUGCAAGCAGCCACUCCACGGAGGAAAAUUCAGCCCAUGCCUGGUUGUCAUCUUGGCCCAUAGGAUGAAGCGGCUGGCUUUUGACGUGUCCUCACAAAAUGGCCCAAUAUUGGUACAUCACCACGGGCUGAACUCUUCCCACCCCAUGUUUGUUACACCCUGGUGUGUUUAUGGGAAUAAAUCCCCUAUGCAGUUCCAAGUGAUUUGUCAUUUGGCCUGGAAGAUUUGCUUUGACAGCUGGAUAGCUCCAUUGGUUAGAGCUUGGUGCUGAUAACACCAAGGCUGCAGGUUCGAUCCCUGUAAGUGACAGCUGCAUAUUCCCUCAUUACACGGGUUUGGACCAGAUGCUCCUUAGGGCCCCUUCCAACUCUUAAGGAAAGCUCUUGGGUUUUCGUUUGCUGAUUUAGGUGCCAGAAAUUAUUUUAUUUAUUUGUAGACCACCUUGUCCCAAAAUAAUGCUUCUGAGUGGUUUGCAAAAGUAUAAAAAAGCAGUUAACACAAAAAAUUAACUACGAACAUCCAUAAUUGCAGCACACAGUCAAAUGUUCCCAUUCAAAUGCAGUAAAAUACAGUGGUGCCCCGCAAGACGAAUGCCUCGGAAGACGAAAAACUCGCAAGACGAAAGGGUUUUGCGGUUUUUGAGGUGCUCGUAAGACGAAUUUCUCUAUGGGCUUGCUUUGCAAGACGGAACGUCUUGCGAGUUUGUUUCCUUUUGAAGCGGGAACUGGGCUGGCAGGGAACGAGCAGGGGAGCGACCUACCUUUUCCAGAGGGAUCCUCUUCUGGAGAGGGCACAGAGGAGGCAGGUGAGCUGGGAUCCAGCGGAUCUGGCUGGGUCUCUGUGCCGCCUCUGCCUCUGCCUCUCUCUCUCUCUCCCUCCCCACGUGGCUGCUCCAUUUUGCUCUAACUGCGCGAAGGCAGGAGGAGGCGGGACAAAGGAGGAGGAGGAGGAGGCAUCCACUGUGCUUGGGCGGCCGCGAAGGCGCCUUUGCGGGGGGUGGGAAGAAGCCGGGAGCAGCUGCAGAGACUGUGGGGAGCCCGGCCGCGGGGCGCAGGGUAGCGGGGGAGCAAGGGAGAGUCCGCGCCGGGCGCUUCGUGCGUCCGCCCUCGGUUCCUGGGCUCAAACUUCCUUUGGCACCUCAUGGAGAGAGAGGGAGAGGAGCGGGCUGGGGCUUUGAUGUGGGACGCGGUUUGGCGGAGCGAAGACACAGCAAGGCUUGGCGACAGAGGAAGGGGGGCUGUUUUCAUGGGGAGGUGGGAGGGGGUGUCUUUGCCUCUUCCCGGCAACAGAUCCUCCAGGCUGGGGAAACUCCUCCUGCUGGGGAGCGACCCGCUGUGUGCUUUGCCCGCUAUCCCAUUAUAAUACAGUACCAGGGUGCAUCCGUGCUUCGCAAGACGAAAAAAUCCGCAAGACGAAGAAACUCGCAGAACGGAUUAAUUUCGUCUUGCGAGGCACCACUGUAGUUAAGAGUCUGGUUGGGAGACCACGGGCAUGCCUGCAUAAACAGGUGCAUCUUCAGCAUUGAGGGCUUCUGAUCUCAGAACAAUUGUGCUAGCUGGGAACCUAAAUACGACUUUGUUUCCCCAUUUUCUACAGGAACAAGCCAAAAUCUUAAGAAGUCAGCCUGCUCAAUCAGUGGGCCCCAAAGGACUUCUCUAUGUCCAGCAGAGAGAAUUUGCAGCUACCACUCCUAAGGAUGGUAGGUUGGCGCUAAGGAAGUUCCAUCCAAAAGUUAAGAAAUAGCCGCCAGGACCUCACUUUUCCUUCUCCUCCUUUUCCCUCAGCUUCUGUCUCUAUUCUCGGAUCCGAUGAUGCAACCACCUGCCAUUUGGUGGUCCUCAGACACACAGGUAUGUCAUUAGGCUCUGGGUUCCUUGCUGCUUUUGAACUAUGCCCCUGGAUUUCGAUGCCUCUGAUUUAUAGGGUUUUUCAGCCAGUACAACAGGUUUUGGCUGAUGACAUCCAAGUAUCUGGGAAGGCAAGAAGCAUUUUAAGAGUUGAGGGACAUGCUUAACCAAGUAUAAACUCUGGGGUGUGGCCCAGGGAGGGCUUUGAGCUCCAGAUAAGCUUGGAGCGCUACAUAUCUGUUGCGCCAGAAGCAGUUUAGUCAUGCUGGCCGCAUGACCUGGAAAGCUGUCUGUGGACAAGCACCAGCUCCCUCGGCCUGAAAGCGAGAUGAGCGCCGCAACCCCAUAGUCACAUUUGACUGGACUUAACCGUCCAGGGGUCCUUUACCUUUUUAUCUUUUAAAUACAGGUACCUUGAACCUGAUAACGUACGGGCAGCAAUUGCUGACUGUAGUUGCCAUUGUCUGGAACAUGCAAACCAUCCAUACUGUAUUUUUGUUUCCCUCAGGCAGCGGGGCUAUCUGUUUGACUCACUGCGAUGGAUCAGAUACGGAGACAGAAGUUUUGUUAAUCACAAAUGCAGUGAAAGUGCUUUCUCCUAACACGGAAUGUGGAAGGUCAGCUUUUCUCUUUAACUGUUGGUGGCUGUCAAGCAAACUGGAAAAGGGCAGAUGAUCAACUAACAGUUAAUUUACUUAAUAUGGAUAUUUUAUUUAUAUUUAAUACCCCAACCUUUUUCUCCAAGGCGCUAAAGGUGGCAUACAUGGGUCUCCCCCACUUCCUCAUUUAAUCCCCACAACAACCCUGUGAGGUAGGUUAGGCUGAGAGGCCAUGACUGGCGCAAGGUCAGCCACUGAGCUUCAUGGCCAAGUGGGCAUUUGAACCCUCGUCUAGCCACUGUAACCACUAGGCCACACUGCCCCUCCAAACUCUUCAGAUAUGUAUGCCUUUUUGACAGUGUUUAAGGAAAUUUGAGAUGAAAUAAACUGUGAUAAGUUUGUUACCACUCAAUAAUAAGUGGGGAGGGGACGGACAGACAGACGACAGAAACCUGUAAUAAUUUAUUUUACAUUCCCAGUGUGAUGUAGUGGUUAAGAGCAGUAGACUCGUAAUCUGGUGAACUGGGUUCGCCUCCACUCCUCCACAUGCAGCUGCUGGGUGACCUUGGGCCAGUCACACUUCUCUGAAGUCUCUCAGCCUCACUCACCUCACAGAGUGUUUGUUGUGGGGGAGGAAGGGAAAGGAGAAUGUUAGCCGCUUUGAGACUCCUUCAGGUAGUGAUAAAGCGGGAUAUCAAAUCCAAACUCUUCUUCUUCUUCUUCUUCCUCCUAUUGUAUCAAUUCACCACAAUCAAGAUAAGAGUAAAAGUGAAUAAAUGAAUAAAUAAAGCGCUUGAUAAAUUUCAGUGGAUCCCACUCAACUAAGGCUUUAGUCGAUUAAUCUGCCUGUGAUAACAGGUUAUAUCUCCAGCUUCCAUCCUUGUUGUUAGGUUGGAAGUACACCUGAUUGGAGGAUUCAGCGAUGACAGGCACUUAUCUCAGCGACUUACCAAUCAGCUCCUGAGUAAGUUUGCAUUCCUACUCCCUCUGUCAAAGUUUAGAAUUCCGACUGGGUGCAGGUAAAGCUUGCAGAGCUUGUGAGAGGUUUACGCUGUUGGGGAUAGCAAGGGCUCACACCAAAUCCUGCAUGUAGGUCCUCCAUGGGGAGGGACAAAGAGGAAUGAAUGGCACUUAAGCCCUGCCCACUGGGAAUGCUGCUCAACCUCUGCUGUGCCACAGAGACUGGAUUCAGACAUUGCAUCAAGCGGUGGAAGGACGUUUAAGUGUGGCCUGGCGUGAUGACUGAGCUGGCAAACCACGGUUUCUGAUGAGUUGGCAAACUAGAAUCUGACAGCACAGUUUCCAGGGGGUUGGCAAACCAUGGUUUGGGGCCUUUUUAUUUUUGCUACAGUGGUUUGGCAUGAUGCCCGAGUAGACACCUUAGAGCAGCCUUUCUCAGCCAUGGGCUCCCAGGUGAUCUUGAACUACAACUCCAUCAUCCCUGAUCACUGGCUAUGCUGGCUAGGCCAGCAACAUCUGGGGACUCAAGGUUGAGAAGGACUGCCCUAGAGUUAUGAGCCUUAUGAGAGUUACGAGCCAGCUUGAUAUGGCUCUGAGGCCACAGGAAUUCCCCUUUCAAUCAAGGUUUAAGCCAGGGGUCAGCAAACUUUUUCACUGUCCCUCAGACCUUGUGGGGGGCUGGACUAUAUUUUUUUUUGGGAGGGGGAAAUGAAUGAAUUCCUAUACCCCACAAAUAACCCAGAGAUGCAUUUUGAAUAAAAGCACACAUUCUACUCAUGUAAAAACACACUGAUUCCCAUACCGUCCGCAGGCCGGAUUUAAAAGGCGAAUGGGCCGGAUCCAGCCCCCAGGCCUUAGUUUGCCUACCCAUGGUUUAAGCCCUGUUUGCACCAAUUCCCAGAGUCUCCUUGUAAGAGGGAUUGAUUGUUAAACCACUCUGAGAAUUGUAGGUCUGUGAGGGAAUAGGGGUCUCGGAACAAUUUUUGGCACCCUUAACAAGCUAUAGUUCCCAGAGUUCUUUGGGGAAACCGUGACUGCUUAAAGUAGAACGAAUUGGUUAUUAGCAUGGCUUGGAGUCAACCAGCUCCCACUCAGGAUACCUGCUGAAAUUAAUAGGCACCUGUCAUGUCCAUUAAUUUCAGUGGGUCUACUUUGCAUGGGACUAAUGUAGGAUUUUUAUCCAAUGUUGCCUUUUUUCUUUUUUAAAAAAGAACUCUUUCUAUGUAGCCUGGAAAUAUCUCAUUCUGUUGGGCAGGUCUCACACUUUCCCCUCUUGUUAUUCCUAGGAGCGUUUGACCGCUUGCAGGAUAAUGUCCAUUUAGUGACCUUCUGCGUGACAGGUAACUGUUUCAAAUGGGCGACUUUCCUCUGCUCCCCAUCUUCUCAGCUACCUGGCCUAAGGUGUUCUUGCCACAUCAGCACCGUACGUUUAAAGCACCGUGAUGCCACUUUUAAACAGUUGUGUCUUCCCCCAAAGAAACCUGGGAAAUGUAGUUUGCUAAGAGUGCUGAGAGUUGUGUGGAGACCCUUAUUCCCCUCACAGAGCUACAGAGUUCCCUAGGAAGAGCAAUCAAUUGAUUUUUUGAUUGAUUGAAAAACCACUCUGGCAAUUGUAGCUCUGUGAGAGAAUAAGGUUUUCCUAACUCUUGGCACCCUUAGCAAACUUCAGUUCCCAGGAUCCUUUGGGAAAAGCUGUUCCUGCUAAAGCAGUACUGUAAAGGUAAAGGGACCCCUGACCAUUAGGUCCAGUCGUGACCGACUCUGGGGUUGCGGCGCUCAUCUCGCUUUAUUGGCCGAGGGAGCCGGCGUACAGCUUCCAGGUCAUGUGGCCAGCAUGACUAAGCCGCUUCUGGCAAACCAGAGCAGCGCACGGAAACACCGUUUACCUUCCCGCCAGAGCGGUACCUAUUGAUCUACUUGCACUUUGACGUGCUUUUGAACUGCUAGGUUGGCAGGAGCAGGGACCGAACAACGGGAGCUCGCCCCAUCGCAGGGAUUUGAACCGCCGACCUUCUGAUUGGCAAGUCCUAGGCUCUGUGGUUUAACCCACAGUGCCACCCGCCUCCCUAAAGCAGUACUGUAUCAUGCUUUAAAUGUAUGGUAUACAUAUGGCAACUAUAGCCAUAUGUAACAAUGCAUGCUGAUGUCAGAUCCCAGUCCUUGUUCUGGAGAAGGAUUUCUGUAUUUUAUUUUUGUGUUUCUUUGACUUUCAGGUCGCCUUGCAGGGAGACUAUCCUUAAAAGUAGCAUCUCCCAACCCCAGACUGAUGUCACAAAUUUGAAUGAAUAUUUGAUGAGUCCUAUAUUUGUUUAUACCUGGCAGGGACUUGUAUCUCAGUUUCUUCCCAAGCUCGAUGUUGAUUUUUUUAAAAACGUGCCCUCUUCCGUGGAAGAAUUAGAGGUUUUAUUGUUAUAUCUCUCCUUCCCUCUCUCCUUCUCUCUUUUAAAUAACAGAAUUAAAUGACCGUCAAGAGAAAGGCAAACAUUUGCCAUUCAUUUAUGGAAUUGGUGAGUAACAUUCACAUUUGGUGUCAAUUUAUCAAGCUGGCUACAAACGAUGCAGAUGGUUUAAUGAGAGGUUCACACACUCUGCCUUUUGAAAUCGCCAGGGUUUUGUUUUGGUUUUUUACUAAAGGAGAAGAUCCUAUUCCGGUAGAUAUAUUGUCUGCUUUCACCAGAUCAGAAAUUUAAACUUUUCCCGGACUUCUAAUUUUAUGCCAAGUUCAGAUGUUUUGUAAAACCAUGGUUUCCUUUUGUAUCAAUAAGGCUGCCCAACCCAUGGUUCUUCCAUGCAUUUUCCUCUGCUCUCUUAGGUGCCAGAGAAGUAGGAGAUACAAAACAUUUGCCUUUAAACUAACAGCCCUACAUAUAAUGCAUUGCAGUAAUCUAACCUAGAGGUUACCAGAGCAUAGAUGACAGAUGUUAGGCUAUCUUUGUCCAGUUUGGGGCGCAACUGGGCUACCAGCCAAAGCUGAUAGAAGGCACUCAGCAUUGCUGAGGCCACCUGAACUUCAAGCAAUAGCAAAGGAUCCAAGAGUACCCCUAAGAGGUGUAUCCACUCCUUCAGAGGGAGUGUAACCCCAACAAGAGCAGGCAACCUCCCAGCCAUCCAGUCUAGGGAACCACCCACUAACAGUGCCUCAGCCUUAACUGGAUUGAGCUUCAGUUUGCUGGCUCUCAUCCAGUUUGUUAUCAAGGCAAGUCCAGCACUCCCACUGCCUCACCUGCAGAUGUAAAGGAGAAGUAGAGCUGAGUGUCGUCAGCUUAUCGCUGACAGUGGACUCCAAACCUUUGAGUAACAAUGCUCAGUGGUUUCAUGGAGAUGUUCAGCAGCACAGGGAAUAAAACUGAACCCAGAUGAACCCCACAUUGAAGGCUCCAUAGGGCCAAACAGUCCAUCCAAGUAGAAUUGGAACCACCACAAAGCAGUGCCCUACCCACCCCUAACUUGGACAACCGCUCCAGAAUGAUUUCAUGGUCGAUGGUAUUGAAAGCUACUGAGAGGUUGAGGAGAAUUAACAGGGACACAUUUCCCCUAUCUGUCUCCUGGCAGAUAUCAUACAGGCUGACCAAAGCGGUUUCUUUGCCCAAACAGGGCUUAAACUUUGAUUGAAAUGGAUCUAGAACAGCCUUUCUCAACCUGUGGGUCCCCAGAUGUUGAACUGCAACUCCCAUCACCCCUAGCUAGCAAGGCCAGAGCUCAGGGAUGAUGGGAGUUGUAGUCCAACAACAUCUGGGGACCCACAGGUUGAGAACCGCUGAUCUAGAAGGUAAAGUUCCUCUUAAAGUAUACCCAUUGAAAUUAAAAGACAUAAGCUGCUAGUGUCUAUUACUUUCAGUGGAACUACUCUGAGCAUGAUUGCAAUGGGAUACAGAAUCAUAUGAGUUCACAGGUACUUAAAAUAUCUAGUCAAACCCACAACUGAUGCACGAGAUCAAUGGUGUAUUGCAUCUCUGCCAGGCGACCUCUAAUGAAAGCUCUAAUCAAGGAUCACCCACCACUUUCCAAGGCCACCUGUUCCACGGCUGAGCAGUGUACCAUUAGGAAGCUGAUGCUAAUGUUUAAUCUGGAUCUCAUUUCAUGUAAUUUUAACUUGUGGGCUUUAGCUCCAUCCUAAGAGUUUGGAGCAACAGGGAGCAAAUUUGCCCCUGCCCUCUGUGUGACAGCCUUUCCAUGUGAUCCGAUGUUGCUUUUCCAGCUGCGAAUGUUAAAACGGGAGAGAUUUUCCACGCAACGUUUCCAGACAAGGGGCCCGAUGUGGAUCUGCGGUCUGCCAGUAUCUUAACGGGAGCCAAGGUAAGAAGACCCGUGUUUCAGUUUUUGGGAGAUUAGAAAAUGUAAUUGUGAGACGUAACUUCUUGUGGCAUUUGCCUGCCUUGCGUCACAGGCGUUUCUGAAGCUGGUGCUCAGUUUGCAGUACAGACUGUAGGAGUUUUAAAUCAGAAUCCCAAACACCAUUAAUUCAUUACAGUGGAUGCUCAGGUUGCGAACGUGAUCCGUGCAGGAGGCAUGUUCGCAACCUGCAGCGUCUGUGCAUGUGCGGGUUGCGAUUUGGCGCUUCUGCUCAUGUGUAAAGCAUGACUGCCGGAACCCAGAAGUAACCCGUUCCGGUACUUCAUUCUUUUGGCGGGUCCAUAACCCAAAAAAACGCAACCUGAAGCAUCUGUAACUCAAGGUAUAACCCAAGGUAUUUUUAGCAUGGGCAAACACAGGAAUUAUGUGUGUGUGUGUGUGUGUGUGUGUGUGCGCGUGCAUGUGCAAAGCCUCCAGAUAAAUACAUACAUGACUCCUGCUGCCUUUUCAUUUUGGGGCAUUAACACGCUGUUCUGAAAUUGCUGUUUUGUAGAUGGUUAACGUUUAUGACUCGAGAAAGGAGCAACUCUGCAUUGGCCCUUACUUUUGGAUGCCUUUCCCCCAUGUGGAUUUCUGGCUAGCCCAGGAUGAUCAACACAUCUUGCAGGUAACUGGUCCUCAUGAACAAGAUGGUGGCGGGAUCCCAACGAAAUGCUCAUAGAAACUCGGGCUGCUUUCGUUUCUGAAGAUUAAGCAGUUUCACGCCCCUUAUUUGUUAAAUGUAUUUACCACCUUUCCUCCUGGGAAAGAUGGCAAAUGGCUUUAUGUGAGGUUGUCCCCUCCCUUUCAAAAACAGAACGAAACAAACAAAAUACUGCAUUUGUUACCCAAAGGUCUCCCAAGUGAGACCUUUAUAUUUAUAUUAAUAUAUUAUAACAUAAAAACAAAACAACAGCUGCAGGAAGCUCUGACAGCGCAGCAAAAACAAAACAUGAUCUCAGUCUAGACUCUAGAAAGAGGCCUGAGGGGAAAGGCAAGGACAGAAAGUGGUUGGCAAAGGUGCCAGGCAGACCUUGCUGGGGACAACAUUCCUCAGAUGGGGAGCCACAAUUGAAAGGCCCUCUCUUGUCACUUUGCUGAAUAUCUGGAGAAAGGCCUUAGAAGUUCUGGGUAGGUUUAUAAUCAGGAGAGGUGCUUCAGAGUAUAUUGGGGUAUAAGCUGUAAGCUUUAUAGGUGAAAACCUAUAGGAAUUUAAUAAUAAUGAAUAAAACUACUACUUUGAAUUGGGCUCAGAAAGCAUACAGCCACUGUAGCUGUAACAAAAUGGGUGUUGCAUGAUCUGUUUGAAUUAAGCCUGUCAAAAGUCAGGGAGCUGACUUUCUGUUCUAGGUGAAGCUUCUGAACCAUUUUCAAAGGCAUCCCCACAUAAAGCACUUUACCCUGACAAUGCAACAACCCUGUGUGCAAGUUAGAUUAAGUGUGUGUAACUGGUCCAAGGUCACCUUGUGAGUUUCAUGACCAAAUGGAGAUUUUGUACCUAGGUCACUCCAGCCCUAGUCUGACAUUCUAACCCAUGGAUAGGGAUCUCCAGGCCUUUCUUAUGCUGAUGGGAUUGCCUUGGAGGUGGGGGGGACGGGGGACAGGUAGAAGUAGCGACAAAGGUGUAUUUUAACUCUGCAAUUUGUUUUCCAGAAUCUCUCGACGUCGCCUCUGGCUGAACCGCCUCACUUCGUUUCCCACAUUAGAGCGACUCUGAUGUACUUAAAAGAGCAUCCCUUUCCAGAUAAGACACUGUUUCCUAGCAGAAAACCUUGGAUAUACAGGAAAAACGAGAGUGGCCUAUGGGAGAAGGUCUCUUCCGACCAGAUGUGACUUUUGAAAGAGUCCGAGUGAGACUCCGAAGGUGUGAAUUGUGCCAAAGGAGGAACAGCCAUUCCGGAUGGCAGAGACUGCACUUGACUUCAAUGAAUAGCUCCCCCCCCCCCCGCCGCCUUUUGCUAAAAUGAAACAAGACUGUGGAAGCCGACCCUGUUUGCACAGCGGCAUAGCCUCAAAAAGUUCUCAAAGACUCAAAUAAUAACAAAGAUACGUGAGGUUUCUAUAUUUUUACUGGAUGAGAUUCUGUCUGUGUGGGGCUCAAGGUAUAAAGCAGGCCUCCCUGUCACACCACUGAGGAGGGUGCAAUAUCCUUCAGACACGUACAUCCUUCCCAAGUUCCGGGGUGCUGUUUGGAUUUGUGGGAGCUCCGAGCCAAGAGUCCUCUGUCAUGAGCCCCGAGCCACAAUUGGCAGGCUUGCAGUGCUGUGUAUAGCAUUGUAAUUCUGGGUCCAGCCCUCAUUUUUUAAGUCCCACCCCCCACUUUCGUGUUGUUCUGGGGUAUUGCCAAAAAUUAAAAGGCCAGCUUGAGCCAGUUGCCCAGUGUUUCCCCCCCUUAAUAGCUUUAUUUGAAACAGGUGGAUUGCAGCUAGUAUAGAACAUCUCUGGAUUAUUUGUGGCAAUCUCUGGAGCAGUUUGCAUGCAAGGAACUCACUGCAUAGCUAUCUGCGGAAGGAACUGGAGUCCAAAGCAAAGUUAUGGCCUUAAGGGGAAAGAUCUCAAAUGGAUGCUCAGAAAAGCAAUCUGCACUUACCCGAGGGAAGUAAAUUGUACACAGGAAAAAGGUAACAUGCUUUUGCCAACACAGUGAUUGGCAGGUGUCUUUACAGGGAUGUGUAACUUUUGGCCCUGCAGACUCCAACUCCCAUCAACUCCAACCAGCAUGGCCAGUGGUCAGGGAUGAUGAGAGUUGCCAAUCCCAUAGAUAUGAAUGGGAAACCCUUUUCGGGGUAGCGGGAAGAUAGACAUGCGCCUGAGCAUGAAAGUUUAUUUUCCUCUUGAACUGCUUACAUGUGAAAACCUUGACACAAACUCAGAUACUAACAAGUUGAAGAACCUUUAUUGAAGCAUUUGGGAAGUAUCUAAAUUAGGUCUGUAUCCCAGCAAAACUGCUGGCUUAACAAUAUAAAAACAUUAAAAUUUGUAUUAACGAUUAUAACUUCAACCCAUUUCUCCUCAGUGAACCCCAAGUUAAUAUUCAUUUUACCAAAUAAAAUGCCAAGGAAGACGAGAAUUUGUACUUUAAAAACAAAACAAAACACCCCAGUUCUUAUUUAAACAAAGCAAAUCUAUUAAGGUUGUCUGUUUUUUAAGGAUUCCCAGUUCCUUAGAGUAAAGAAUGAAUCAACAGUACACUUAAGAGUAGUCCUCAUCACACACCAAGGCAAUGCCCAAUGCAUUUUGCUCAUCAAAAUCCACUAGCAAAGAAAAUACUUUGAAGGAUAUUACAAGCCUGUUGUCAGAAAAGUUUGCUUCCUUGGGCCAAGGACCAAACCAGAUAUUGCAACUCUCAUUCCCUCACACCAUCUACCUUCUCUAAGCCUGACACACACAACUGACUGCUAAUGUAACUUGGACCACCAUGACUAUAAGUUACUAUCUUUAUAGCAGGGUGGGAAAUUAUAUGCAUUUUGCCUUUAGUCUGACCUUCAGCUUAUAUGUACUUUCACUAUGUGUUUGGUUACUUGAGUUUCAAAGCAGUUCCACUCUAGGUUCAGACAAGCAACUUCUUCCACUAUGACAUGGUGGACUCCUCUUGUGUUGAAUGUUCAUUUUCUGUGCCUGGGUGCUGCCACUGCAUUAUUUAGGAAGGCAAAAUAUAAUCACUAAUACUCCCUUGC